This is a messenger RNA of Colletotrichum navitas, 511 nucleotides long. RefSeq lists its product as uncharacterized. The transcript is spliced from 2 exons. Lineage: Eukaryota; Fungi; Ascomycota; Sordariomycetes; Glomerellales; Glomerellaceae. Bases 196 to 492 code for a protein of 98 amino acids. The record is from RefSeq and is a predicted model, not a curated record.
GUUUGUGGUUUACAUCACAAGCGCCCCCCUUCGCAGUCACCAACCCCCCUUCACCCAGGAAGAGGAGGACCAGUUGGAGCCAGCAUGCAAAGGCCAAGCAAGCAAGUCUUGCAGGUAGUGUACUGCACUGCCCGUGGACUCUCGCCUGGUGUACGUGCCUCUUUGAUCGCCGUUUGUAAAAUGGCAGCGGGCUGAAUGUCUCUGUCCUCUGCCAUGUGUCUUCUACCUCAAGCCUCUCUCCCACUUGACGUUGCCUUUGACAUCUCGGCUACCCAUCUACCUGCCCUCCCCAAGACUCGGCCCCCUUCCUUCACGCCAUCGUAUCCCCUGCUUGCAACGGAAACACCCAAAUCCAUCCAGGGGUGUCCAAGGCAUCUACUGACGUUGGUGAGUGACGAGACAAGUCCCUCUGUCUCUCCUCUUGUUCCUCGUUCCUUCUCUUCUCCACGUGAGGUACUGCGGUACAUGAUACCAAGCUACUUACCUACCUAGGUAGGUGAGCAUGUAGGCA